This is a messenger RNA of Trichobilharzia szidati, 600 nucleotides long. The record is from the annotation of a GenBank genome assembly. NCBI's taxonomy places the organism in Eukaryota, Metazoa, Platyhelminthes, Trematoda, Strigeidida, Schistosomatidae.
AUGCUUUAUAUGCAUUCUGAAUUUGUCUCAGGAAUAAUGUAUUCAAUGAAUCUUUUGGAGAUAUUAAAGAAUACCACCAUCGGAGUAAAGUCCGCAAGAAAAUGUAUUGUGAAGUACAUCAUCUGGUUAUGCAUAAUGAUUGCAACAACCAUGACCAUGACCUUGCUGGUAGCGAACAUAAUGGAACUCCGUGAGCUGUUUCAUUCCUAUAUGUAUACAUCAAUCGCUCUUCUGUUCACUGGAGCAUUCAUCGCAGUUCUGCUGAUUUUGAUUCCGAAACUCGAGGUCAUCUUUCCACUGAACUAUAUGCUUGCUGUGCUCAGUGUAUUAACUUCAUCUUGUGGUCUCGCUGUUGCAACAUCGAAUGUUGGACUCAAGAGUCUGAUGUCAUGGUUCUUGACUAUACUGCUGACUGUAAUAUGCCUGAUAGUGGGAUAUAAAAUGCGGCGUUUUAAUCAGAAAGGAUUCUAUAUUAUGAACUAUAUCAUAUCUGGAUUUCUUCUUCUCAGUGCGCUUUUGUUUUUCGUGUUAUACUAUCUUCAAUUUCGAGACGCUGCAAAUACAGUUUUCGGAGUACUUUUGGGUCUUGGCCUACUUUUG